AUGAUAGAAAAAUGUCGAUCACAACCAAAUUUACUUCUACCAUGGUUACGUACCAGCCAGCCUUGUGAACAAUACUUUAGACAAACCCGUUCAAUGACAUCGACUUACUCAACCGUUGUUAAUUUUGAUAUAAUGGAGUUCAUUCAAAGAAAAAAUAGAAUCCAAACUCUUAAUAGUAUAGUGAAUGAUGCAGGAAAUGAAUUUGUUUUUCCAAGAGAGAAAAGCGGAAAACUUGGGAGAAACCAGUCUACACAACAUGGUGAAUUACCUACUUGUGACCAAAUAAAAAAUAUUUUGGAGAAUGCAAAACAUUCUGCGAUUAUUGACUCAAAUAUGAUUCUCCCUGAUGACAUCCAGGAAGAAGUGUUAAGAACAGUGUCUAUCCCUCGCAUAGAAGAUACCGAGCAAGAUACUGAGGAAGAUACUGAGUGGGAUCAUCAUAACAAACCAACAGAAGAACAAAUUACAUCUUUAGAAGAAAUUUCUGAAAUUCCCGAAGAACAGGACGAAUAUUUUAAUGAUAUUAGAGAAGAACUAACUUUGUUUUCUGAUUUUGAGAGUUUAAAUAUUACAGAUUACUCCGAUAAAUGCAAACUUGAUGAUAAAACACUUUUAAAAAUAUUAGUUAAUGGAAAAGAGAAAAUAGUUAAAAAAUCUAUAUUGUGUUGGUUAUUUUCAAAAGAUUUACAUAAAGGACAUUUAUCAAGUGAUAGACUUCUCCGCUGUAAGUCCUUAUCAUCGGCUAAAAUUCCAAAAACAAAAAAAAAACUUCGCAAAAAAAGAAAUCAAGUUCAUCCAGAAAUUGAUAAAGAAACUGAUACCACCUCUGAUGAGAAAGACACAGUCAAGUUAGAGAGUGAAUUUGAGUGCGAAAGCAUUCAUUCUGGUACUGACUCAGAUAAUGAUGUGAAUAAAAUUCUGGAAAUCAAUGAAGAAAGUUAUUAUGCCGUUUGUUAUGAAAGUUGGUACAUUGGAAGAGUUGUCAAUAAAAUUAUUAAAAAUCAGAGUAAAAUCAAAUUGCUCAAGUUUGAACUAAAUAAAUACAUAUGGCCAAAAGAUGACGUCCAAGUGGUACAAAAUGAGUAUAUUUUUUAUGGGCCCAUCCAGUUAAUUGGAAACUAUCCAUUCCAGUUAAAAAGACACGAUAAAUUGAAGAUUGAAAAAAUUUUCAAACAUGUCAAAAAAAGGAAUAUAAUACCUAUUUUAACGUAUUUUAAAAUACCUUUUAUCUGUUAUUCACGAAUAAAAAUAAAAUUCACUACCAAUUUAAUCAUUUCAGGUCUUUUUAUUGAAAUAUUCUGA
Molecule: messenger RNA, 1302 nt
Organism: Psylliodes chrysocephalus
Lineage: Eukaryota; Metazoa; Arthropoda; Insecta; Coleoptera; Chrysomelidae
Source: the annotation of a GenBank genome assembly